AUGAUAUAAUAGAUUAAAUGUUACACCAGAUUAGAAAGUUUUUUAAACUCUUCACUUAAAUCUCAUAAGUUUCUCUAUAUUGAUCUAAGUUUCUAAAAGAUUGGUGAUGAAGGUGUAUCAGUCUUAGGUUCUGCUUUAGCAAAGUGCAGUAAUCUCUCAAAUUUGACACUUAAACUUUAUAAAAUUUAAAUUGGUGCAAUAGGUGCAUCAGGCUUAGGUUCUGCUUUAGCAAAGUGCAUUAAUCUCUCAAAUUUGACACUUUAAUUUCAUGAAAAUGGAAUUGGUGAUGAAGGUGCAUCAGGCUUAGGUUCUGUUUUAGCAAAGUGCAUUAAUCUCUCAAAUUUGAGACUUGAACUUUCCUCCAAUAAAAUUGGUGAUGAAGGUGUAUCAGGUUUAGUUUCUGCUUUAGCAAAAUGCAUUAAUCUCUCAAAUUUGACACUUUAACUUCAUAAAAAUGGAAUUGGUGAUGAAGGUGCAUCAGGCUUAGGUUCUGCUUUAGCAAAGUGCAUUAAUCUCUCAAAUUUGAGACUUGAACUUGCCUACAAUUAAAUUGGUGAUGAUGGUGCAUCAGGCUUAGGUUCUGCUUUAGCAAAGUGUAUUAAUCUCUCAAAUUUGAGACUUGAACUUUCUGAAAAUGGAAUUGGUGAUGAAGGUGCAUCAGGCUUAGGUUCUGCUUUAUCAAAGUGCAUUAAUCUCUCAAAUUUGAGACUUGAUCUUUCAAUUUAAAAUGGUGCAAAAGGUACAUCAGGCUUAGGUUCUGCUUUAGCAAAGUGCAUUAAUCUCUCAAAUUUAAAUUUGAGACUUGAACUUUCUGAAAAUGGAAUUGGUGAUGAAGGUGCAUCAGGCUUAGGUUCUGCUUUAGCAAAGGGCAUUAAUCUCUCAAAUUUGACACUUUAACUUGACUCCAAUAAAAUUGGUGAUGAAGGUGUAUCAGGUUUAGUUUCUGCUUUAGCAAAAUGCAUUAAUCUCUCAAAUUUGACACUUUAACUUCAUAGAAAUUAAAUUGGUGAUGAAGGUGCAUCAGGCUUAGGUUCUGCUUUAGCAAAGUGCAUUAAUCUCUCAAAUUUGACACUUUAACUUGAUGAAAAUGGAAUUGGUGAUGAAGGUGCAUCAGGCUUAGGUUCUGCUUUAGCAAAGUGUAUUAAUCUCUCAAAUUUAACACUUAAUCUUAAUGAUAAUUACAUCAAUGAAACUUAAGAAUUCAAAGUAAAAAGCAAGUGUCUUAAAUCUAAAAGAUUGGUUGUCUUUAAAAUCUGA
This is a messenger RNA of Tetrahymena thermophila SB210, 1257 nucleotides long. Its product is annotated as cyclic nucleotide-binding domain protein, putative. Gene Ontology annotation, cellular component: cytosol; nucleus; perinuclear region of cytoplasm. Gene Ontology annotation, molecular function: GTPase activator activity; small GTPase binding. Lineage: Eukaryota; Ciliophora; Oligohymenophorea; Hymenostomatida; Tetrahymenidae. Gene Ontology annotation, biological process: activation of GTPase activity; nucleocytoplasmic transport. The record is from RefSeq and is a predicted model, not a curated record. The transcript has 15 exons.